AUGACAGAUUUAUGGGAUGUACAGAAAAGGUCAUGCUUAUUAACAUUUCAAUGUUCCGAAGAUCUGGAGGAUGUUUUUGAAUCAUGUCAUCAUAAAGUGAUUGGUGGGGAAACUAUCAAAGCGAUAAUUGGUGCACAGGCAACGCUUUACUAUGAAUCUUCUGGACCUGAUGAUAUACAAGAUACUCUGGGGAUAGAAAUUGUUAGAGUUGCCUCUGAAGUUGAUGAUGAUCAAAUACGUGGACAUUUCCCCAAAGAUACUUUAGUUGAGUAUCACUCUGUGCCUAAUAGCGAUUCGGAUACAAGAAAUGUAUUCAUUCGUUUCAAGAAACAAAUAUUCAAUUGGCCACUAAUCAUAACGCUUAAAAAUAAUGUAUUUAGUGGAACAUCUUUUCAAAUCCGACCUUGGGCAAGUUAUUCUCAAUUCUGUUGCUAA
Molecule: messenger RNA, 435 nt
Organism: Heterobilharzia americana
Lineage: Eukaryota; Metazoa; Platyhelminthes; Trematoda; Strigeidida; Schistosomatidae
Source: the annotation of a GenBank genome assembly